AUGUACGAGAAAGAAGACAUCCUCUUUGAUGACGUGACGCCAUUGAAGCCGCAUGUGUUUACCAAGGCCGUCGUGGAUCACUUUGCAACGACGCCAUCGUACUGGCGGCAGCGCUACUACGUCAACGACGAAUACUGGGGCGGUCCUGGAUAUCCGGUGUUCUUCAUGAUCGGCGGCGAAGCGCCUAUCCAGCCCACCGACGUAAGCCACGAGAUGUUUUUCAUCAACACGCUGGUCAUCCAACACAAAGCGCUGCUGUUGUCGCUCGAGCAUCGGUAUUAUGGGCAGUCCUACCCCACGCCAGACAUGACGGUCGAGAACUUGGCGCAUUUGACCAUCAUCGCCCAAGCAUUGAAAGACCUCGCUCGGUUCCAUGGCCACGUCUGGAUUGCGUUUGGCGGGAGCUACCCCGGCAAUUUGGCUGUGUGGUUCAAGGAAGAGUAUCCGCAGUUGGUGGCUGGCAGCAUUGCCAGCUCCGCGCCCGUGCUGCUCAUGGCCGAUUACAAGGAAUACAUGCAAGUGGUAAGCAACGAUUUCACCCGUGUGGGGGGAGCGGCCUGCGGUAUGUCGAUUCGACAUGCCCUGCAAGCGCUUGACGAUGCAAUUGUCGAAGCAUUGGCCACUGUUCCAUCCAAGGAUGCCAAGAAGUCGUUGAAGAAGAAGCAAGGAAAGCACGCCGCACACCAUGAUGCUACGUCUUCCAAUGGAACAAGCGGCGCGCUGUACGACGUGCUGACGCUGUGCGAGCCCCUGACCAACGAUAUGGACGCCAUGUACAACGACUUUGACCCGGUUGAUGUCCUCUGCACAUGCGACUACUUUGCGUCCGUCGCGAAUGAGAAACCGCUGGCCCAACUGGCGGGGUACUUGGCCAUGACGAGCCCCGUCGGGUGCUUUAUGUCGACGUUUCACACGUCGUCUGGCAUGAGUACGACGUCUUCGAUAGCUUCGAGACAGAUCAACGUUUGCUUUUGA
Molecule: messenger RNA, 975 nt
Organism: Aphanomyces astaci
Lineage: Eukaryota; Oomycota; Saprolegniomycetes; Saprolegniales; Verrucalvaceae
Exons: 5
Coding region: 1-975 (324 amino acids)
Biological process (GO): proteolysis
Molecular function (GO): serine-type exopeptidase activity; dipeptidyl-peptidase activity
Source: RefSeq, a predicted model, not a curated record